AUGGCUCUCGUGCAGACCGACCCCGACGCGUAUGUGAUCAAGCCAGCGGCGGCUGCGCCUGCCAUCGACACCAGCGACUGGCCUUUGCUGCUCAAGAACUACAGCGACCUGCUCGUUCGCACAUCGCACUACACUCCCAUCCCCAACGGUUGCGCGCCGCUAUCGCGAGACCUCAAGUCGUACAUUAGCUCUGGUGUCAUCAACCUCGACAAGCCUUCCAACCCAUCCUCUCACGAAGUCGUGUCAUGGAUCAAGCGCAUGCUGAGAGUCGAGAAGACUGGUCACAGCGGUACUCUCGACCCCAAGGUCACUGGUUGCCUCAUCGUCUGCAUUGAUCGUGCCACCCGUCUUGUCAAGUCCCAGCAGGGAGCCGGAAAGGAGUACGUUUGCGUCAUUCGCAUGCACGACAAGCUUCCUGGAGGCGAGGCGCAGUUUGCGCGUGCCCUUGAGACGCUCACCGGAGCUCUGUUCCAGCGUCCCCCGCUCAUUUCCGCCGUCAAGCGUCAACUCCGUAUCCGAACUAUCCACGAGAGCAAGCUUUACGAGUUUGACAAUGAGAGGCAGCUCGGUGUCUUCUGGGUCAGCUGCGAGGCCGGAACCUACAUCCGUACUCUUUGCGUGCAUCUUGGUCUUUUGCUCGGUGUCGGCGCUCACAUGCAGGAGCUGCGCCGUGUCAGGUCUGGAGCUAUGGACGAGACCAAGGACCUGGUCACUCUGCACGACGUUCUCGAUGCCCAGUGGCUGCACGACAACAACCGCGACGAGGCCUACCUUCGCAAGGUCAUCGCACCUCUCGAGAGUCUUCUGAUGAGCUACAAGCGUAUCGUCGUCAAGGACAGCUCUGUCAACGCUAUCUGCUACGGUGCUAAGCUCAUGCUUCCCGGUCUGCUGCGUUUCGAGAAGGGUAUUGAGAUCCACGAGGAGGUUGUCCUCAUGACCACCAAGGGUGAGGCUAUUGCGCUCGCAUACGCGCAGAUGUCUGCCGUUGAGAUGUCAUCAUGCGACCACGGUGUUGUUGCGAAGAUCAAGCGUGUGAUCAUGGAGCGCGACCUUUACCCCAGGAGGUGGGGUAUGGGCCCAGUCGCCACCGAGAAGAAGAAGAUGAAGGAAGCUGGCACUCUCGACAAAUUCGGCCGCCCCAACGACAAGACUCCCGCUAAGUGGAACACCGAGUACAAGGACUUCAACAGGAACGACGUCGAUGGCGCUUCCGCACCUGUCGCUGAGACCACCUCCACAUCCGAGGUCCUCGCCGCUCCUGCUGUCCCCGCAACUGGUCUCGCACCUGCCGAAGAGGCUGAGGCGGAAGCCGAGGUCGCCGACAAGAAGAGCAAGAAGCGCAAGAGCCGUGGUGACGGUGACGACGAGGGUGAUGAAGACAAGGCCGAGCGCAAGCGCAAGAAGAAGGAGGAGAAGGCUGCGAAGAAGGCCGCCAAGGCCGAGAAGAAGGACAAGAAGAAGAGCAAGGAUGAUUCUGACAGCGACUCCGACUAA
Molecule: messenger RNA, 1494 nt
Organism: Alternaria arborescens
Lineage: Eukaryota; Fungi; Ascomycota; Dothideomycetes; Pleosporales; Pleosporaceae
Product: Centromere/microtubule-binding protein
Exons: 4
Coding region: 1-1494 (497 amino acids)
Biological process (GO): rRNA pseudouridine synthesis; box H/ACA sno(s)RNA 3'-end processing; snRNA pseudouridine synthesis
Cellular component (GO): box H/ACA snoRNP complex
Molecular function (GO): RNA binding; pseudouridine synthase activity
Source: RefSeq, a predicted model, not a curated record